GCGCGUGCGCAGUGUCGUUCGCCCCGUGGCCUUCUGGGCCCGAGUAGGACAUGGUGCUGUCAGAGUUGGCCGUGCGCCUCAACUGUGCCGAGUACAAGAACUGGGUGAAGGCGGGUCACUGCCUGCUGCUGUUGCGCGGCUGCCUGCAGGACUUCGUUGGCCGCGAGGUGCUCUCCUUCCACCGCGGCCUUCUCGCCGCCGCCCCCAGCCUGGGCCCCCGCGCCUCCUGCCGCAGCGGCUCGCGGUGCAGCCCACGCGCCCGCCAGUUUCAGCCUCAGUGUCAGGUGUGCGCAGAGUGGAAACGGGAGAUUUUGAAACAUCACACCAACAGAAAUGGGGACGUCCACUGGGGAAACUGCCGGCCGGGCCGGUGGCCCGUCGAUGCCUGGGAGGUGGCCAAGGCUUUUAUGCCCCGAGGACUGGCAGAUAAAGCAGGACCUGAGGAAUGUGAUGCAGUUGCUCUUUUAAGUCUCAUCAACUCCUGUGAUCACUUCGUGAUUGAUCGAAAGAAAGUCGUAGAGGUGAUUAAGUGUCGUAAUGAGAUCAUGCACUCUUCAGAGAUGAAAGUAUCUUCUAUGUGGCUUCAAGAUUUUCAGACAAAGAUCCAAAAUUUUCUGAAUGAAUUCAAGAAUAUCCCAGAGAUUGUGGCAAUAUACUCCAGAAUAGAACAGCUAUUGACCUCUGACUGGGCUGUUCACAUCCCUGAGGAAGAUCAGCGAGAUGGAUGUCAAUGUGAAACAGGAGGCUACCUGAGUGAGAGCCAAAUAAAUGAAAUAGAAAUGGAAUUACUAAAGGAGAAACUUGAAGACAUAUAUCUUCAAGCAAAAGACCAAGAGGUGUUGCCUGAAGAGAUCUUAAAUCAACUGGAAGUGGUGAAAGAAUUUCUGAGAAACAAUGAGGAUCUUAGAAGUGGUCUUACAGAAGAUAUGCAGAAGCUAGACAGCCUCCAUCUACAGCAUCAAAAACCAGAUUCAAAGGAACCUGGGGCACAGACACCUAAAGGGAAGGCCUGAGGUGGCCCUUAGCAGUGAUCAGGCAUAUUCUGUCAGAGCCAGCACAGCUUCCAUCUGAGCCAUCCUCUCCUGUUCAUGAGGAAAAACUUACCGGAGUACUGUACCCAAACAAAAAGGAAUUUCUUCCUGAACUUUCCUUCAACUCUUGGGACUAUUUUUUUAUGUUCAUAAGCUUGGUGUUUUGUGAUCUGUACCAAUCAAAAAAUAUUAGUUGCUCUUGUACCAAAACUUGCUGUCAUCCAGGGUUUUUUGUUUUUUUGCUGUUUAAAUGGCAGGAUUCUUUUCUGUUCCUAAAUUCCAGCUGCUUAACACAGGCUGUGUUUGGCCAGGCCUGUGGAAGAAGUUUUCUGCCCACUGGCACACAACCUGCUUUCUUGAAGGUCUCGUUCAUGAGAAUGUCCAAGGGGUGGGCUGUGAUGUAAAUGUUGAAAUAUAAAUCCUUUUCUUGGAAGAAGGCCUAAAAAAAAUUGCGUGACGUGAAAGGGCAUUUUCUAGCCAUUUCCAAUUAGUGCAGAACUGUUACUACCCACUGCUGGUGGCCUGGGGCAGUAGGAUAAGGAGGUGGGGCCGGGCUGGUCACUGGGAGCUGGAGAACUGACUCCACUAACUGGGGGAGCGGCAGGGCGGGGGCUGGGCCAGUUCCAAAAGCAGGGAUGUCAGGGAAAGCUCCAAAGGUGUUGGCUUGUGGAUGGUACUCUUGUAAAAAGUAAACUCCCAUGGCAGUCAGAGCUCUGUCUGCUCAACUGUAUCCCAAGUGCUGAGCAUGGGCCUGGCCCUGGGUGCUCUUUGAAUAUUUGUUGACUUAAAGGGUCAACUGUUAGCGUAGGGUUUUUCACAGAUACUUAGUUAUACCAUUAAGUAAACCUGGUCCUUCAUUACUAGAUUUAUGAAAUUUCAACAUUCUUAUGGAAAUUCAAAGAUGUGAUUUUAUUUAAACAAAUUCACAAAUUCAUUCUUACUCUGUCUGUUCUUUUACCCAAAAAGCCAUCCACUGCUGACUUUGUCCUGCUUGUUUCCUGAACUGAGAAACCAUUGUCCCAUUGUGUGCAGUGGUUUUUGGGGUCGGACUCACCCUCAGCUGUCCUCUACAUUGGCUCCUUCCCAAAGCCAGUGGUACUUGAUUGGGCCAUGUCGCCUCUGGAGCUUCAGGCCCAGAAUUGGCACGUCCCUCACUGCCUGGAGGAAGCACUUCCAUCCCGAGCCCAAGCUAUGCUCCCUGGCUUGCCUGGCCACCCAUCAAGGAUGUGAUCUGUGGUGAAUGGGCGGAGGGUAGGGUAUAUUUGGUGUAUCUUUACAUUAAAAUCCAUUUAAUAUAAUUCUGUAAAACCUGGAUGAAUGCAGAUGUGCCCGUAACUUCCGGCUUUAAUCUUUUCCAUUACUAUUUGGUCUUUAAUCUUGUAUUUCCUUUCACUCUUUCAUGGCAUUCCUUUAGAAGACUUCCCCCAAACCAAGAAAUGUAAUGAAAUAUUAACUAGCGUCUAGAUAAAAGGUAAAAACUUGGGAUCAAAUUAAAUCUUGAUUCACUAACCAAUUUAAGACCUGAUUUUUAACUUCAGGAACUUUGAGGUUAUGAACAUUUUGAUUUCAUACCUCUUGUGUCUAGUUAGCUCUUCCUUGUCUAGCCAACAAACAUUUAUCGAGUGUCAGCCACAUGCUGUGCCAGGCACUGAAGCAGAUGCAAACGUGAGGAUUUGUAAGGUAUGGAUGAUGGUAUCCACACUGUCAUCUUACUGGAUUUAUUGUCUGCCUGAUAAAGAUACUCUUCAGAAAACAUUAUACUGGCAAUAUUUAAUUACAGUGAAACUGGAGCAAAGAAAGGAAGACAUGACCAGAGAGGGCUUUGAAGCAAACGGAGCCAUACAGGGCCUCUCUUCCACAGAUGUGUGCAUGUGGGCGCAGGGUGUGCACAAACGGCUGUUUACAGCAUUGGCAGCCAGCCUUCAAGAGAAAACUGAUUAAAUCAGCACAUCCAUGCUACAGAGUAUUAUGAAAUUGUUUUUUUUUUGUUGUUGUUG
Manis pentadactyla (Chinese pangolin) is the source of this 3028-nucleotide messenger RNA. It is a transcript of the gene CXHXorf38, whose product is annotated as chromosome X CXorf38 homolog. The coding region runs from base 51 to 1013 and encodes 320 amino acids. The record is from RefSeq and is a predicted model, not a curated record. NCBI's taxonomy places the organism in Eukaryota, Metazoa, Chordata, Mammalia, Pholidota, Manidae. The transcript is spliced from 7 exons.